AUGUCACGAUCUCAACAGUCAUCGUCAAAUAUUGGCAAACAGGAUCUGUUAAAGUUGCCUGUUCCAGAGUUAAAGGAAACUUUCGCCAAAUUUUUGUAUUUUUCGAGGGUUCUGGCUGACAAAAAAGAUCAUAAUGAAGCUGUAAGGCUAGUGAAAGAGUUUUUGGACAGUCCCAAAGCCAAGAAGUUACAAAAUUAUCUUCUUGAAAGGGCUAACAAUGAAGAAAAUUGGGUGAGAAUUUUGAAUUUAAAAAUACGUUUGGUCCCUUAAAGGCUCACUUAAAAGUUUUAGCUAACUCCCUGGUGGAAUGAAUAUGGAUAUCUUAGAUAUCGGAAGCCGUUACCUAUCUAUUCAAGCGUCGGAAUUUCCGCUGGACGCAUUGAAGGACGUGGAGAAGAUGCCAGAUUGGAAUACACUGCAAAAGUAAUUAAAGUCCUUACAAGAUUUGUUAUUGCGGCUAAAAAGUAAGUCAGAAAAUAAUAUCUUUCUUUGUAACUUGGUCUUCUAAAGGGUUCAUAUGAAAAUCGCAUUUUAGAAGAGAAUUGCCUGCAGAAAAGUACGCAGGACGCCCUCUUGAUAUGGACCAUCAUCACAGAUUCUUUGCCGCCACAAGAAUCCCUAAGCCAGAGUGUGAUGAACUGUAUACUAUAGAAAAAUUUGAAGACUUGGAAGGGCAUAUUGUGGUGGUUAGAAGGGGCCAUGUAAGAAAAUUUCUUGCAGAAUUUUGUGUCGUUGAAUUACGCAACUAAAAUGACAACUUCAGACGUUCAUUAUGCCUGUUUGGGACAUCCAUGGUAAAAUUUUGUCGGAACCUCAACUCCUCAAGGAACUAAAAGCAAUCGUCAAACAAAGCCAUAGCUUCAAUAAGAAGCCUAUAAAUCUUGUUUCAUCUGCUGACAGGGACACAUGGGCCACAGUUUAUCAACGUCUUAGAGGUUGGUAAAAAAUAUGAAUUUUGGGAUGAAAAAAGAAAGUCGCAGCGAGCAGGGUUCGAACCUGCGCGGGCAAAGCCCAAUGGAUUUCAAGUCCAUCUCCUUAACCACUCGGACAUCGCUGCACGGGCCACUUCUCGCGGGAAAGGGUCUUUUUGUUUUCGGGGAGGGAGAAGAGGGAAAUGGAAAGGCAUUUAUGGGUGUGAUAGUAUCUCAAUUUAUUUUAAUAAUACUCUCUCCGCAACAUAAAACUGUUGACAAUGGUAUUGAAAAUAAAAAAUACGUUUCCGUUCGUUUAGCCCGAUACCCCAACUCCUUGAAGCUCUACGAAAACGCUCUCUUUGUGGUCGGCCUCGACGAGCCAAUCAAACCAAAGCCCGGCCAGCGUCAUGAAGAUGCCCAUCUAUUAAAUGGAGUGCAUGGUCAUGGAUCCAAACACAACUCAAUCAAUCGUUGGCAAGACAAGUUCAACAUGUUCUUUGAUACUGACGGCUUUUAUGGAGUUUUAUACGAGCACACUCCGGCUGAUGGAGCUCCAUUAGCCACAGUAAUCGAGACAGUUUACAAAACCGUAAUCAAAGAGAGAGAACAGGGAUUUGUGGAGACCUAUGAGAAUGAUGUUGUGGCCACUCCGACACAAGAAUUGGUCUUCAAACUGACCGAGGAAGAUGAAAAAGCGAUUGAAAAGACAGCAGAAGGUCUUGAACAGUAAGCUGAAUGACAACACUGACUAAAAAACACAAGUUUUUAGAUUGGUCGCAAAAGUGGACUGUAAAUAUUACAACUUUGAGGAAUUCGGGAAACGUGUACCUAAAGAAGCCAAGAUUUCGCCCGAUUCUUUUAUUCAAAUUGCAUUACAACUUGGCUUCUAUCGGCUCCAUAAACGGCAUGGGAAUGCUUAUGAAAGCGCGUCGCUUCGGAUGUUCAAAAAUGGACGAACAGAGACUAUCCGAUUGCCAAAUGAGGAGUCAAAAUUAUUUGUGGAGACAUUUAUUAACAAUCAAAAGCAAAUUAGCGAUAAAGAAUUGGCCAAUCUGCUGAAUGAUGCGUGCAAAGCGCAUAAAGCUUAUUCGGACACAUGCGCUAAUGGUGAGUUAUGAUUCCUCAAUAAAAAAAAUGCAAAAAAUAUAGUCUUAAAGGCUUUAGCUAACAGAUUUCUUUAUUUGCAGGCAAAGGAAUGGACCGUCAUUUGUUUGGACUCCGGAUCGCUGCCAACCAAACCAACACCGAAUUGCCUCCGCUCUUUUCUUGCAAUGCGAUGACUAAAUUAACAGCCUUUGACCUCUCAACAAGUCAGGUCCCCAUGUCCACAAGACCUCGGAUGAUUUACGCUCCAUUAGUUGAUGAUGGAUAUGGAGCUCUUUACAACCCGGGGGAAACAAGUAUUGAUAUUGGAUUCUCAGCUUUUACCACAUCCAAGAAAUCAAAUCUAGAGGCGUUCGCCGAAAGUGUUUUCCAAAGUCUGCGAGACAUGAGAGACAUUCUAAUCAGAGCCAAAGUCAUCAAUCAAUCCCAUAUCUAA
Bursaphelenchus xylophilus (pine wood nematode) is the source of this 2454-nucleotide messenger RNA. The record is from the annotation of a GenBank genome assembly. NCBI's taxonomy places the organism in Eukaryota, Metazoa, Nematoda, Chromadorea, Rhabditida, Aphelenchoididae.